Messenger RNA from Cuscuta europaea, 3167 nucleotides. The record is from the annotation of a GenBank genome assembly. Lineage: Eukaryota; Viridiplantae; Streptophyta; Magnoliopsida; Solanales; Convolvulaceae.
CAAACAUAGACUAAGUUCCCACUUUCCAUUUUGAUCAGUCCUACAAUUAAAUUUACACUUCCCCACAUUUCCUUAUUUGACAAAUUAUCUACAUUAAAACAGUGCAAAACAAUGUAAAACAGUGACAAACAGUGUCAAAACAAAGUCAAAACAGUAAAAUUUACCCCUAAUAAAUUUAUUUAUCAAAACUGUGUAAUUUACUAGGGGGUAGUGAGGUAGAAUAUAAAUCUAAAACACAGCUUCCGCCUAUUUCCCUUGGACUUAAAAGGCUCGGCUUAGAACAGUGCUUACAAAUAAUAUUUGCCCGCUUUAAAUUAUCUUGAUCAUGGUAGCUCGCAAUUUCUCGACGGAAUUCAGGUUGAGGGAAAUCUACUUUGACAUCAAGCUAGGGUUGGACUUGCAAACGAAUCGCAUCUGAACUGUGGAAAUCAAUGAAUAGCAUACAACAUCGCAUGCUUUCAAUACUUGUGGAUUCCGCGAAGAAAUCCAACCAAAAUUCACUAGGAUUCAUCAAUUCUUCAGUGAACUCAAAGAGGAGAAAUCGGGCCCCAAUUCCGCUGCCGCACAGAACGGUUCCGGAACCCAAAGGGCAAGACCUUGAUUUCGUGAAUGUGGCUCACAGUCACCUCACCCACUCCGACUGGGCGAACCUCGAAUCUAUAUCCUCCAUGUUGACGCCUUUCAGAGUAAAGCACGUUCUCCUGAAAACCCAAAAGGAUUACGUGCUUUCGCUAGAGUUUUUUAAUUGGGUAGGUCUCAAAGCCCCCAAAUUGCAUACACUAGAGUCCCGCUCCAUCGUUCUUCACGUCCUUACCAAACACAGGAAGUUUAAAUCGGCGGAAUCGGUCCUAAGAAAGCUUUUGGAAUCAUGCUCUUUAGACGUUGAUCUUCCGGCAAAGCUCUUCGAUUCCCUGAUAUAUUCAUAUAGAAUGUGCGAUUCUUCCCCGCGUGUUUUUGAUUCCCUGUUUAAAACCUAUGCACAUAUGAAGAAGUUUAGGAAUGCCACUGAUGUGUUCUGUAGUAUGAGGGAAUAUGGGUUUCUUCCCACUGUUGAGUCUUGCAAUGCUUAUAUUAGCUCGUUAAUGGGGUUGAACAGGGCAGAUAUUGCACUGUCAUUUUACAGGGAAAUGCAAAGGUCUAGGAUCUCCCCCAAUGUGUAUACUCUGAAUAUGGUUAUUGGCGCAUUUUGUAAAUCAGGGAAACUGGAAAAGGCUAUUGAAGUGUUUAAGGAAAUGGGGAACAAAAAUCUGAAACCUAACGUUGUGUCAUUUAACACUUUGAUAUCAGGUCACUGUAAUAGUGGUCUGCUCAGUGCCGCUAUGAAGCUAAAAACCACGAUGGAGAGGGGUGGGAUUAGCCCAAAUGAUGUUACUUUUGGUACACUGAUCCAUGUGUUAUGCAAGGAAGGGAAAAUGAACGAGGCUAAUAAGCUGUUUAAUGAGAUGAAAAGGAUUGGUGUGGCUCCAAGUGUUGUUACGUACAACACAUUAAUCAAUGGGUACAGCCAAACCGGUAAAAGUGAGAUGGCUAAUCAAGUUUAUGAAGAGAUGUGGGAUAAAGGAAUCAAAGCUGAUAUCUUGACUUAUAAUGCAUUGAUUUUGGGGUUUUGUAGGGAGAGCAAGACCAAGAAAGCUGCAUAUUUGGUGAAAGAACUUGAUAAGGCAGGGUUGGUUCCAAAUUCAUCUACAUUCUCUUCGCUAAUAAUUGGACAGUGUGUAAAGAAGAACUCUGAUCGUGCCUUUCAACUCCUUAAGAGUAUGGUUAGGGCUGGUUGUCACCCAAAUGAGUAUAUUUUGAGUGUUUUGGUUUCCACCUUCAUCAAGAAUGAUGAUUAUGAUGGAGUAAUACAAGUGCUGAAAGAAUUGCAAAUGAGAUCUUUUACUCUUGACUCAGUUAUCUUGACUGAGAUUCAUGAUGGGCUCUCUAAAUAUGGUAAAAAGGAAGAAGCUAGAAAGGUGUUUCAGGAGAUAGAAGCAAGAGGCCUUACGCCCAAAGGAUUUGACCGAACUAGAAUGAAUCUUUGGUGUAUGUAAGUCAAGUGCCAUCCAGUGCAUAUUUUCACUUGCAAGGCUCUCCAGUUCAAAUUCAUAACAUGAAUGAUCCUUCUGGAUUUUUUAUAGUAGUCUUUCAGAUAGCUCCAUGAUUAUUGGGUUGUAGCAUUGUCUCACCAUUGCAAUUAUCGCUCAACCGUAAUUUGACAUUAUAACCACAGACAAAGCGAAGUUGGCUGAACAAUUGCCAACCUUGAAGUUGUCAACAUUGUUACCAAUGAGGUACUUUUUCAAUUGCUCUAAAUUACUGGCAUCCUCAUGAAACCUUGGUUGAACCACCACUGUUCACUCAAUUGAGUGGUUACAAGUAUUAAUCCCUCUCAGGUAAAUACCUCGAGAUAUAGGGGUUGACUUCCCAGCCUGGUUUAUCUUGACUUGAAUGUAUUCAUCAAUUGGAGGGCUAUGCUCAAUCGACCGCAUCAUAUUGGUUUCCAAUUAUGAAAUAACGAGCUCGGACCUCGAGGGGGGGGGGGGGGGGGGGGGGGGGGGGAUGUUACGAGUGAGGAAGCAAGUAAUUGCUUCAAGUACAGGUCCAAGGUUAACUGACAAUUUCUCCUUGUGUUCCUCGUCACCAUAGUUGUGUGCAUCUUCCAAGAAGGUUGCUGCUGAUUAACUAACUCCUGCUGUGAAUCUGAGGACUCGGAUAGCGAUUGCGAACAGGGGAUUUACGCUCGCGUCGAAGCCAGAGGACCGGAAUAAGUUGCUUACGAACUCAGAAAAACAACUUGAGACGAAGAAAGUGAGAAUCAACUGGCGACGAAGAUGAAGAUUCUCAUCUCAAUCGCGUCUUUCUUGGGCGUGAGCUGACAGCCGGUGAGGAAGUCUGCGAACGAAGAGAAACUGUUCGCGACUGCGAUCUGUGAGAAGAAGUUCACGAUUGCCAACUAAGAGAAGCAGUUCGCCACUCCAUCUGCGGACUGGUGAGCGACUGCUACGAACUCCGUUUGUCAGAUCGCAGAUGAUGUUAUUUGGGUCAACGAACUCUGUUCCUCAAUCGGUUCUAGUUUUCACUACAAGGGUCGCGAGUCUCGCCUGUAUGUCCGCUAUAAUCACCAUAUUUUUCUGCAUAGUUUUCUCCAGCUUGCUUAAUUGUAAAUCCAUUUGAGCAGAAUAAAG